GUCGUUGCCUAGUAACCAACACGGCUUCUCCUGCCUUAUCCCGAGAAAGAUACCACCCGUUAUCGGGUACCGGAAAUUUUCCUCCAUCUGAUAUUACUGGCGAUGAAGAGAUCAUCGACAUAGAGCAGCGGAGGGCAGCAGUGGCGUCUACAUCAGCAGGAGGGGGUAACACACACCAGUGGAAGACCACUCACCACAAGAGAGAGAGAUGGAUGAAGAAGACGAAAACCUCUCCACUUUCCUAGCUUACACAAAGAGCCCCAAGACAACAAAAAGAACAUCCUUUCAGGAUGAGCUGAAGAAGGCAGUUAGCGCUCGAGUAUCACGACAACAAGCAGUGGAAGAAGACAACUACUCAGAUUACUCUGAAGAGUUUGAAAGUGACGACAGUUUAGAUGAGUCCUUUGGAAAGACAAAAGUAAUUGAGUCCAAACUACAAAAAGAUUUCCACUUCUCUGACAGUGAAGAGGAGCAACAUGGAAAAAUAUCUUUCCUUAAAAAAAGCACACAAGAAGAAAAAAGCUUCAGCAAGUAUUCUGAAAAAAGCAAGAAUACUGAAAAUAUCAGCCAAGGAGACUAUGAAGAUUGGCUGUCAGAAUCCAGACUCAAUGACAAAGAGAGAAAACCCAUUCCAAAGCCCAGAGAAUCCAGGAUCAACAGCUCCCCAUCAGCUCAAGGUCUUGGCAUCUCCUUAUCCGAAGAAAGCUUUAAGCCGACUCCACAGCACAGGAACUUGUCUGGAAAAACCAGUCACCUGGAAGACAAAGCAAAGGGAAAACACUCCGGUGACAAAGCGACUUCGCUCUCUGCUCCUUCUUCUCUAAUGAGACUUAAUGAUAAAGUUUCUGCUCCUAAGACGCAGUCAUUCUCGGAGAGAUGUAGCCCAGAGGGACAUCCGCUGACAAGCCCACCAUCACCCAUUGCAAGAUUUAAGCCUCUAUCAAUAGCAGCUGACAAGAAUAACAAGACAAUGUCCAUAGAGAAAGGAGCAGAGGUACUGAAAGAUCUACAAAGCAAAGAAGUAGGUGGAAACAUAGAAUCAAGUGGCAAUGGAAGAAAAUCUCCAUCUCUUUUUGAAAUGAUGAUGUCAGAUGUAAAAGAAAAGUCUCUGGAACAGGACAGCAAAGAUUUGUUUAUAGUGAAGAGUCAUGAAAAGCAGUCCUUUUGUGAAGAAAGAGAUGGCAAUGAAAAGACCCAGCAGAAGGAGAGACAGCUUGAUCAUCAAAAGGACUUAAAAGCAACAUUAGACUUGGGUAGAUCUCAGUCAAACAGAUCUUUCUCUGCCCCACAAACCAAGAAGUCUCGGAAACUGAGCACUCAGGUUUCUGCUAAGUCACGUUAUUUGGGAACACUAUCAGUACUGGAUACAUCUGGUGAUAAAGAUGGUGGUGAUGUGGAAGCUGCGGAUAAGCUGCGUGCUACUGUUUAUCAGAACUGGCUGGAAAAGAAAAAAAUAUUUCUUCACGAACUGCAGAAAAUAAAAAAGAGUGAAGAACAACUUGAGAAAGAAAAGGGGAGACAGGAAAGCACUAUGAAAAAAGAAGAAGCAAUGGCUGCUUUUAUGGCCUGGAAAGCAGAGAAAAAGAAACAAAUAAAACAGAGCCAAACAAAGCUAAAAAUGGAAGAAAAGAAAAAAAUGGAAGAACUUCAAGAACUUGCACAUAAAAAAGAGGACUGUAGGAAGGCUUUUGACAAAUGGAAAGAGGCUAAGGAAGACCGUUUAAAAGAAAAGAUCUGGAAAGAAAAGCAUGCUGAAAGGGAGAAGAAAACAAAAGAGCAAAAUGCUAUCACGGAGAAGAGAAAAGAAAACUUGUCCGCUUUUGAAAGAUGGAAUGACCGAAAGGAACUUGUUUUAAAAGAAAAGAAAAAACAAGAAGUGCUUGAGAAAAAAAAAAUGAAGUCAUUGCAGGCUGAAAAAGAGGAACAGGACAAAAAAGCUAUGGAAAAAUAUGAACAAUGGCUGGAGAGAAAAGAAAGACACGACAACAUGCAAAGAAGGCAGAAGAAGUUCCAGGUUAUUUUAGAUGAUGAACCUCCUCCUCCAUGGAGUCCUCCAGGAAAAACGAUCCCGACAGGGAGAUGAUUGUGAUCUUUUUUUUCUCUUCGUUCUACAAGCUGAUAUAAAUAUUUACCGUCUCCCAACA
Hyla sarda is the source of this 2144-nucleotide messenger RNA. RefSeq names its product microtubule associated protein 9 (gene MAP9). Gene Ontology annotation, biological process: regulation of mitotic cytokinesis; mitotic cytokinesis; mitotic spindle assembly. Gene Ontology annotation, molecular function: microtubule binding. Bases 209 to 2083 code for a protein of 624 amino acids. Lineage: Eukaryota; Metazoa; Chordata; Amphibia; Anura; Hylidae. The record is from RefSeq and is a predicted model, not a curated record. Gene Ontology annotation, cellular component: astral microtubule. The transcript has 14 exons.